Molecule: messenger RNA, 1698 nt
Organism: Arachis duranensis
Lineage: Eukaryota; Viridiplantae; Streptophyta; Magnoliopsida; Fabales; Fabaceae
Exons: 2
Coding region: 1-1698 (565 amino acids)
Source: RefSeq, a predicted model, not a curated record
AUGGACAUGAGGUACGAUGGAACACAAGAUCCCCAGGAGCAUCUGACGGCCUUCGAGGCCAGGAUGAAUUUAGAAGGGGUAGGCGAAGAGGUCCGGUGUCGCGCCUUUCCGGUCACCUUUGCAGGACCAGUGAUACGGUGGUUUAACAACCUCCCGCAGGGAUCCAUCUCUAGGUUCUCGGAUAUUAGCCGCACCUUCUUGGCCCAAUUCACGACAUGGAUCGCGAAGGCAAAGCAUCCGAUCAACCUAUUGGAGGUAACCCAAAGGCCCGGGGAGCCAACCAGGAAAUACCUGGACCGGUUCAACGACGAGUGUUUAGAGAUCGACGGCCUAACCGACCCGGUGGCCAGCCUGUGCUUAACGAACGGGCUCCUAAAUGAGGACUUCAGGAAGCACCUCCCUACGAAGCCAGUAUGGACGAUGCAAGAGAUACAGGGUGUGGCCAAGGAGUAUAUCAACGACGAAGAGGUCAGCCAGGUCAUAGCUGCCAAUAAACGGCAACCCUCCUACAACCAAAACUGGCAGCACGGUAGCGGAGAAAGACAGAAGGAACAUGCCAGAGACGGCGGACCGAGCAAGACACCCAGGCCGUUCCCUCAAAUAGCCGAGAAGGAAAUUCUGUCGAAGCCCCGACCUCUGAAGGACCGGACCGGAGGAAACAAGAACUUAUAUUGUGAUUACCACAAAGGAUACGGGCACAAAACGCAGGAUUGCUUUGACCUCAAGGACGCGCUGGAACAAGCGAUCAGGGACGGAAAACUGGCCGAGUUCUCCCACCUCAUCAGGGAGCCGAGGAGACGAGAUCGCGACCGCGAAGGAGAGGACAGGACUCGCGUGGCGAAGCGACUCCAUGAGUCGGAGGAUAAUGAACACGGCCUUACCAUAGUGAACGUGGUAACGGCAAGAGACGCGGCCCCAAGGUCGAAGUCGACGCAGAAGAAGGAUGCCAAGGUCCUAGCGAUCUCGUCCUCUAGUCCCGCGCUGAAUCCGAAAAGGACCCCACCCAUAUCGUUCGGACCAGACGACCAGUGGUUCGAUGAGAUAAUGGAAAAUCCACUAAUGGUCAUCAAGGCCAGGGUGGGAACAUGCCUGGUCAAGAGGAUCCUCGUGGACACCAGCGCUGACUCGAACAUCAUGUUCCGCAACGUGUUCGACGCCUUGGGCCUUCGGGAAGCCGACCUGAAAACCCACCAGCACGGUAUAGUAGGCUUAGGCGACCACUUCAUCACGCCUGACGGGACAGUGACCCUACCUGUGUCCGUAGGGUCGGGUCAAGAGAGAAGAUCGGUGAUGGCGGAGUUCGUGGUCCUCCGAGACUCGACGACCUACAACAUCAUCAUGGGGAGAAAGACCAUCAAUGACCUCGAGGCAGCGAUCAGCACAAGAAUGUUAGUAAUGAAGUUCAUUACGGAUAGAGGAGCUGUGGGAUCCAUAAGAGGGGACCUAGAAACGGCAGUCGCUUGUGACAACGCCAACCUCUCCCUGAGAAAGAAGUCUAAAGAAGCGUCAGGAGUGUUUCUGACCGACAUAGAUGCUAGAGUCGGCGACAACCCUAGACCCGAGCCAGAAGGGGACUUGGAAAAGUUUAGGGUCGGCGACACGGAGGAGAAGUUCACGUUCGUGAACAGGAACCUCCCACAUGAAUUGAAGAAACAUUUGGUGGAAAUGAUCAAGGCCAAUGGUGAUUUAUUCGCUUGA